CAGCAUUUCAUUGCAGCGCCGUUUGGCUACAACUGAAUAGAGGAAGGGAACAGUUUGUCCCACCGGCGUUUUAUUUAGCCACAGAAGGUCGUUCGCAGCUGGGCGGUAUUUCACAAUACUUAAAACCAAACCAAAACUAAACUAAAUAACUUAAAUGUAUAGCAAGUUUGUAGCUCGAAACGUGAGGUUAUGUGAGUACUGCUGAAAACAAAUAGAGGAACGCGGCUGUAAGUCGCGUUUGGUCCAUGGAUGUUAUGAAACCUUGCUAGCAAUUGUUACGCUAGCUAGCGGCUGACAGCUCUAGCUAAAAGCGGCAGGAGACGCUAAGUGACGGUAGUCAACUAGCCAGCGAAUGCUAUUUAUUCUGGGUAGUCAGUUAGCUACUAACGCUACGUGUGAAUUUGCAUACCCGUACUGAAACAGGGUGUUUGGUCUGGAACAUUAAAGCCCGGUCUAGUUGGACACCGGGCUUAGCUUUUCCAAACCCCAGGGUCUCCCUUCCUUGAACUGAGUGGCUGGUUUGAUGGCAGCCACGGCAGGUGCCCGGCGUUUUCCCAUGGGUGCGCGGACGUUUAGUGACUUUCUCCAGAUUGCCACUGUGGGCAGCCCUCGCUCGUGUCGUGGAGCGUUGCCAAGAGGAUGCCUGCGACAAAACAUCAGACACUUGUCGUCAUGUGGCAUUUUGAUGACGAGAACUCCCAGAGUGCUUUGCCUCCAAGACUGGGACACAAUGACAGCUGUUCCCCAAAGCAGAAACUUCAUCAGUUUCACCAACAAAAGGAAGGAGUACUCCGAGCGUAGGAUACUUGGCUUUUCGAUGCAGGAAAUGUAUGAUGUGGUGGCCAAUGUUGACGACUACAAGAACUUUGUGCCCUGGUGUAAGAAGUCGCAGACCAUCAUGAAAAGAGCAGGCCAUUCCAAAGCCCAACUUGAAGUGGGAUUCCCUCCAGUGGUUGAGAAAUACACGUCUAUGAUCUCUAGUGUUCGGCCUCAUCUAGUCAAAGCAGUGUGUACAGACGGAAAGCUGUUCAAUCACCUGGAGACAAUAUGGCGCUUUAGUCCCGGCAUUCCUGGUUACCCUCGCACCUGCACGGUAGACUUUUCUAUAUCCUUUGAGUUCCGCUCUUUGCUGCACUCCCAGUUAGCCACCAUGUUCUUCGAUGAGGUUGUAAAGCAGAAUGUCGCUGCGUUUGAGCGGCGAGCCAGUAAGCUCUACGGCCCAGAGACUCGUAUCCCACGAGAGCUGAUGUUUCACGAGGUGCAUCAGACGUGAUCUCGGCAGCUGUAUGUUCUCAUCUGGCCUUAAACCAUAACAACCUUUUUAUUCCCUUUAUCCACGCCAACUUGCAUGAUGCUACUCAGUCGCCCAUAACUUUGAGUCUCCACCGCUACAUAGAUAUCAUAGCUCCUCUAGAUGUUAGACAUCCAACUCUUGGACUUCCUGCAUCAACACAUUCUUGCUUAUCUCCUCCUUGUGUAAAGUCUGUCCACUUUUCUGUCUACCUCCACUUACGGGAUCGUUGUUUAGCAAAAGCAACCCACCAUUGCUCUCGCUCCAUGGCAGUUACUAGCUGUAUUUAUGGAAACCAAACAGUAAAUCCUUGCAACAACAUGUUACCAAUGGCAGAGAGUCGAUUAUUAUUUUAAGCAAACACCACUCUGACACUGACCAAAACUCUUUUAUUUAUUUUUUAUAGAAAAAGGCACAGACUUUCUUUCAACAGGGAUCAAGUCUAUAUAUAUAUAGUUCACUUUAAACUCAAGGUUAUGUGCCGCACUGACACGUUAUCAAGUCAAAGUGUGUCUAGUUUUAAAUUAACGUAAGCACCUUGAUAAGCUGCCUUUACUUUAUUAGGAAAGCAUAUUUUUUGCCUUUUACUUUUACCAUUUACAUUUAUAUCAAAUUGAAGUUUUAAUUUAUUGUUCAUAGUAGGUAACCUGGUGCAAAAUGAUAAUUAAUUUCCUCCUUUUUGAUGUGUGGCUAUUUGCAAAUUGUUACUGUUAUAUUUGGGUUCAAUUAAAUGUGCCAUGUUUGAGACGUAGAGGGUUUUCACUGUAUGUUGUGACCGUAGCAUAGAAGUGCAACGUUUUGCAAAAGGGGGAAAAAAAGGUCAUUUCUUCAUUAGUUAGCUGUGCCCUCAAUUCACUUUGAGGGCAAUGGGAAAUGUUGGUUUUAAUUUGUCGUGCUGUGAGAAUUGUGUUUUUGGACAUUAAGUCUUGGCCUGCCAAUUUUAAUAUUACCUUAUUUUACAGCCCAGCACUAGUAACACUUUAGUGAUUAACAGAGGUGAUUUUAACUUUGCACAAACAAGAGCACCUGACACGCUAGAGAGUACUGUGAAAUACUGUAUAUGGGAUUAACUACAAUGUCACAGAUCGUAUAGGAGAACUACAGCUUUAUAUUAGAUAAAUAUCUAGUUUUCAGACGGUCACUGAAUGAGCUGCUUUAAAUCCUGGACAUUGCAUUGGUAAUCUGAUUUGCAGUAGGUCCCAGUUCUAGAAUCCUCUUGAUUACUGCAGCGAUAAUAAGCACUUUGUAGUACAUUCUGUAAAAGUUCCCCUGCUCUACUUUUUGUAUUUUACAGUCCAUCUUCUAAUGGUCAUCAGGAAGAUGUUACUUUACUGUCAUGUACAGUGUUGGUAUAAAAUACACCGAUAGGCUGUAGAAUAAAGCAUCAUCAAUCAUUUCUCAUUGUCUAUGGGUUUCAUGCUUACUUUUUAACAAGGUUUAGCUUUUACUUGUAUUCAUCAUUGUGCAUGGAUGUAACUAACAGAGGCAAAACGAGCGUUUACGUGUUGCAUUGUUCAUGCAUGAAUACAUUUAGAUGGGAUUUAUGUUUCAUAUAUCAGUAGCCCAUGGCUUUAUUCCAUGACAAAGGGCUCAUAAAGUUUGAUUGUAUUUGCCAUUUUUAGAGCUGUGCUUUACACAGUGUUCUUCAUAAUAGGCAGUUAAUUAUAUCCACAUGCUCCAAGCUGGAUUUUGGCUUCAAAGUUAAUGUGGUUUCUUUUCUCUCUUAGUUAGGCGAUUAGAAAUGAACGGUUAGUCAAUCAUCAUUGCAUGAAAACUGUUUAUUAAAACAAAAAUGGUGUACAAUUCACUGUUGUUAACAAAAAAAAAAAAAAAAAAUUAAAAAGAAAUUCUAACUU
Molecule: messenger RNA, 3147 nt
Organism: Etheostoma spectabile (orangethroat darter)
Lineage: Eukaryota; Metazoa; Chordata; Actinopteri; Perciformes; Percidae
Gene: coq10a
Product: coenzyme Q10A
Exons: 5
Coding region: 524-1273 (249 amino acids)
Biological process (GO): cellular respiration
Cellular component (GO): mitochondrion
Molecular function (GO): ubiquinone binding
Source: RefSeq, a predicted model, not a curated record